AUGGCAUCUAAGUCUCACUACACAAUUCUCAUUGUUCUUUCUUCGUUGUUUAUUGGAUUCACAACACUUACUGUGGGACUACAAGAACAACUUGAUGAUCAAGCAACAACAUUCCUUCCUGCACUCACCUCUUUGUUGGAUUAUGAAGAUCAGGUACUUGACACUGACACUGAUGGAAAAACAAAACCUCCAAAAAUUCAACUCCCUCGUCCACGUUCCCCACCAUCUCCAAAAACUAGUCCACCCUCUCCAAAAACUAGUCCAAAAACUAGUCCACGUUCUCCACCCCCUCCAAAAACUAGUCCCAAAACUAGUCCACCCACUCCGAAAACUAGUCCACGUUCCCCACCCCCUUCAAAAACUAGUCCACGUUCCCCACCCCCUCCGAAAACUAGUCCACGUUCUCCACCCCCUCCAUAA
This is a messenger RNA of Trifolium pratense (red clover), 420 nucleotides long. RefSeq names its product lysine-rich arabinogalactan protein 19-like. Bases 1 to 420 code for a protein of 139 amino acids. The transcript has a single exon. The record is from RefSeq and is a predicted model, not a curated record. NCBI's taxonomy places the organism in Eukaryota, Viridiplantae, Streptophyta, Magnoliopsida, Fabales, Fabaceae.